This is a messenger RNA of Heterostelium album PN500, 2157 nucleotides long. RefSeq lists its product as uncharacterized. The record is from RefSeq and is a predicted model, not a curated record. The transcript has 5 exons. The coding region runs from base 1 to 2157 and encodes 718 amino acids. Lineage: Eukaryota; Evosea; Eumycetozoa; Acytosteliales; Acytosteliaceae. Gene Ontology annotation, cellular component: extracellular region.
AUGUUAAAAUAUUCAAUUAUUUUAUUUCUAUUUUUAAUUAUAUCAAUUGUUUUGGCUCAGGAAAAGCCACCUACAUUAAAUGUAGUAUGUACUAUAUAUGAUCAACAUCCAUCUAAAAAUACAAAUUUUGAAAAUAAGGCUAUCGGGAGCUCGAGUACAGGAGUUGUUAAAGGUAUAGUAAAACAGACUCUUAAUUCUACAACAAAAGUACCAGAGCUCAGUGGAAAUUCCGAUGCUGCCUACAAGGCAUUCAUCAGAGACCCGAGUUUAUUUAAAACAUUUUUCCUUCCAGACGAUGUGAACAAACAAAUUCAAUACAAUUUAACUUUGAAAUUAACAGAUGGUAUAUACUCUGUCUCCAUACCAUCAUUCUUUCCAAUUAACUAUCAAGGAUGGGAUGACAAAGUAUAUAAUUUGCAAAAAUAUGCUGAUGGUAAGGGAGUAUAUCAAAAUUUUCAUUUUUGUGUUGUCAGCAACAUGUACUUUACCUACCAAGGCUAUGAGAAAUUCACUUUUAAGGGUGACGAUGAUGUAUGGGUAUACAUUGACAAUAAACUAGUUGUCGAUAUAGGUGGAGUUCAUUCUGCUGAACCUGGUGAAGUCAAUGCUACUUUCAUGAGUACAUUGGUAAAAGGAAAUACCUAUCCAUUGGAUUUCUUUUAUUGUGAGAGACAUGUUACUCAAUCUACAUUGCAAAUGGAAACCAAUCUACCAUUGUUCUGUCCAAUCAUAGAUUAUUGUGGUGUUUGUAGUGGUGAUGGAUCUACAUGUUGUGACUGUAACGAUGGUGAUCCAUGUACUACUGACAUUUGUCCAAAACCAGCAGAGGGAAUUACCAACAAAAAUUAUAAAGAAUUUUGCCAACAUAUUCCUAAAACCUGUGAUCAGAUCGAUACUUGUUUCAACUAUGCUUGCCAAAAAGACAAAAAUGGAACAUGUGCCAAGACGACUCCAAUUGAAUGUGAACAAAAGAGUUGCAAAAAGGCUACUUGUACCAAUGGAUCCGGUUGCCAAUAUACCGAUCUUUGUGUUGCCCAAGAUAAAUGUCAUACCACUACCUGUGUGAAUGGAACUUCCUGUAGUCCACAAAAACCAAAGCAAUGCGAUGAAGGAAACAAGUGUAAGAGCUAUGGAUGUGAUCCAGACACAGGUUGUACUUCGAGUCUUAAGAAUUGUGCCAAUGCAACCGAUACCAAUCCAUGCAACCAAUAUUACUGUGAAGCCGGCACCGGUCUUUGUAAAUUCAAUACUCUCAGCGCCACAGAUUGUGCAUGCUGCAAGGAUGCCAAACCAAAUCUUUGUCAAACUGCUACUUGUGAUUCCAAUUCCGGUAAAUGUAUCAUAUCAAACAUCACUGUCGAUGACAACAACUCUUGUACCAACGAUCAAUGCGAUCCAAGCACUGGAAAGAUAACAAACACUCCAAUCGUUUGUUCAGGUUGUCAGAAUUGUGUUGGUGGAUCAUGUGUUGGAAAUGAUACUGUUUGUAACGAUUACAAUGAAUGUACUAAUGACAAAUGCGGUGCCAACAAGACAUGUGAAUACUCAGAGAAUUCAUGUGACGAUGGCAAUCCUUGUACCGACGACUUUUGUCAUCAAAACACCGGUUGCUACCAUGUAGAUACUGUAUGUCCUGGUGUAGGAGAUUGUCAAGUUGGAUACUGUCAAGCCGGUGUAGGUUGCCAGACCAAGAAACGUGAUUGUUCAACCGGUUUGUUCUGUACUGAUGCCAUUUGUAUUGAAGGUGUAGGUUGUGCCAAUUUCACAAGAAAUUGCGUUGGUGACAAUCCACAGUGUGAGAAAGGUACUUGUAACACAGAGACUCAGCUGUGUGAAUAUCAUGAAUAUUCACCAAAGCCAUUCGGUUGUAAUAAGGCAGCGGUGAUCUCCACUGGUGUUGUAGCAGGUGUGGUUGUGGCGGGUGCAGUCGCAUUGGCUAUCGCUGUUUUCGGUGGUAAGAAAGGUUACGAUGCAUGGAAGAAUAGACAAGCCAGUGGAUUAACCAAUGUAAACAACAACCCACUCUACCAAGAGAAUCCAAACAACCAAGAGAAUCCACUUUAUAUCGACCAUGGUGGUCUAGAAAACAACAACAAUUUAACUCAAACAUUAAAUCCAUACAGACAGAUCGACAUGUCGAUACUGUUGGAAAUUUAA